GAGGUAUUGUGACCAUCAAGCAGCUUUUGCACAGCAUUGCAGACCGACGUGAUGGCAACUGUGGCUGGCAAACCGCGUUGGCUUCCUCUGGAGAGCAAUCCCGAUGUCUUGAACAAGUUUGUGAAGAACAUGGGCCUUCGUGGUGAUUACGAAUUUACCGAUGUCUUUGGCUUGGACCCGGAGCUGCUGGCCAUGGUGCCCCAGCCAGUGGGGGGGGUGCUUCUGCUCUUCCCCGUGAGUGACAACUACAUGGAACGCAAUGCCGAGGAGGCCCGCGAGAUUGAAGCCCGUGGCCAAACCGUGAGCGAUCAAGUUUACUUUAUGAAGCAAACCAUCAGCAACGCGUGUGGCACCGUGGGCUUGUUGCACUGCCUCGGCAACAAUCAAGCACGAGUGCAGUUUGAGGAUGGUAGCUAUCUUCAGCGAUACUUUGCACAGUGCGCUGGCAAGUCUCCAGCUGAGCGCGGCAAACUACUGGAAGAAGCCAACGAGAUCUCUUCCGCUCACGAGGCCAGCGCUCAAGAGGGCCAGACCGAUACCCCGGCGCUCGAGGAGGAUCAGACUCUUCACUUCAUCUGCUUUGUGGAGAAGGAAGGCCAGCUCUACGAACUCGACGGCAACAAGGAGUUCCCCAUCAACCACGGACCGACUUCGCCCGACACUCUGUUGCAAGACGCAGCCGUGGUUGUGCGUCGCUUCAUGGAGGUCACGCCCGAUGACAUGCGCUUUACUGUCAUGGCUUUUAGCAAGACCCAAUAAACAUACUCGCCCUUUUUUUCUUUUGGAUGUAAAUUGACAAGUGACGAACCUG
Messenger RNA from Monosiga brevicollis MX1, 811 nucleotides. RefSeq lists its product as uncharacterized. The record is from RefSeq and is a predicted model, not a curated record. Gene Ontology annotation, molecular function: cysteine-type deubiquitinase activity. NCBI's taxonomy places the organism in Eukaryota, Choanoflagellata, Craspedida, Salpingoecidae. The transcript is spliced from 4 exons. Gene Ontology annotation, biological process: ubiquitin-dependent protein catabolic process; protein deubiquitination. Bases 52 to 759 code for a protein of 235 amino acids. Gene Ontology annotation, cellular component: cytoplasm.